This is a messenger RNA of Melanotaenia boesemani (Boeseman's rainbowfish), 1699 nucleotides long. RefSeq lists its product as uncharacterized. The coding region runs from base 408 to 1352 and encodes 314 amino acids. The record is from RefSeq and is a predicted model, not a curated record. NCBI's taxonomy places the organism in Eukaryota, Metazoa, Chordata, Actinopteri, Atheriniformes, Melanotaeniidae. The transcript has 5 exons.
UAAUAACAUUAUAAUAUAACCACUGAGAUAUCUUCAAUCAGACUUUUACAUAAAGGAAUUUAGUUUAGCUACAAUUGUCAGCAAGAAACGUCUCAUUUAUAAAAAUGAAAUUAUAUUCUAAAAGAUAUAACACGAUAAAGGUGUGUGUUGCAAUGGCGUGAAAACCAUUUAGAUAUGAAUAUAUUUCCAUAAACGGCUUAGUUUUGUAUUUAAAAGAAGUUAUAAGUUUAAUGGGCGUCAUCCUUUGAGUCUGUUUGCUUUGACUGACAAAGAAAAGCCCAAGUUCAACGAUAAAGGAAUUCAGCCCACGGUAGUCAGUUUUACUGCAAAACACGUGACAACUUGUUUCAGGCUUUGUCUCUGCUAACAGGUUUCACUGCUUUUUAGUUUCGUUCUUAGCAGCAAUCAUGGCAGCAAGGGCUGAUGAUCAAAAGAGAAAAGAAGAAUUUCUGAAAUCUCAAGCGCCUUUCACAACAAACGCGCUAAAGAUCAUUAUCCAGAUGGUUGAUUGGUGUAAUAAAACUCCUGGAAGUAAAGACCUGGUGGAUGAGAUGCUUCACAGCAUUUUAUUUCUAGGAAAAAUCAACCCAGUCUCGUUUUCUCCUAAAGACAUUAUCCCUGAUCCAGAUAUGUUAAACGCCUUAAAGGAGAAAUACAGCCGAGCUUUUGACUGCUAUCUGACUCACCUUCCAAGACGAAGCCCAUUCUCUUUUGUUCUGGAUAUGAUCGUCCUGCAGAAGAAACCAGAGAAUGAAAACCAGAUUAAGACCAGUUUACAAUCUCUUGUUCAAACUCUGGAUCCACAGUUUCUGGUCUCCACCACCCUCUGCGUUUCAAAAUCCAACAGAUCAGUCAGCCGCUAUGGAGUCUCCAUGUCCACCACUGGUCCUAAUGCUGGGCAAGUUGUGAUUGCUGCCUCCUGCUUGAGCUUCUGGGAUGAUUACGUAGCUGGUGCAGUGAUGACCUACUAUCCUGAGCGGGGCCAUGAGAAAGAUAAAGGAAAGAAGGAAUACUUUGAUGGAACCUUCCAACUACCCAAAGAUGUGGCAUGCCAGGCCUAUAACAUCCAGAGUGAACAACCAAUUGAUCCUUGUAAAUCAUGUGGGAAUAUGUUUGGUUUGAGCACAGAUGUCAAAAAGGAGUGGCCCUAUGGUAACUGUGCUGAGGUUGAGAGUCUGAGCAACAUGUUUACAAAUGAGGAAGAAGUUAAAAAUCGAUCUAAACCAACAUCAGAGAAGUGGACACCUGAGAACAGGCAGAAAGCUAGUGAAAGUGUUCUUGAUAAGCUGAAUCAUGUGCUAAAAAUGGUUAACUUUCGAACUUGGAAAGGUGGAUUCUACACAGCACAGUGAUAGUCUUCCAAAAAGAGAUUAUGCUUUAACACAAGCUGGUAUUAUGUCUGUUUAAAUCUGAUUCAUUAUCAGUGAGGAUUUCACUGUUAGAAUAAAAUUCAACUUAACAUGUUUCAUCAUCUUAGUCUGUUCAUGCUACAGAUUAAUCUUUAAAAUGUAAUUUUGGAUUUUAAUAUGAUUUUAUUCUGAUUUUAUUGUGAAUUUUACUUUUUAUUGCUGCCAUUUACUAAUUUUUAAUGCUUUAUUUGCACCAUCUGUAAAGCUUUUAUUGUUUUAUGUAAAGCACUUUGGAUUGGCUUUUACAUGAAAUGUGAAACACAAAUAAACGUGCUUCAACUUGCCUCACA